AUGACUGCUGCACGGAGUUCUCCAGAGGCCACCACAGCGGCAGCAUGUGCAUCCCCCGAGGAAGACUUGGAAAGCGUCGAGGAUGAUGACGUCACCGGUGCCGAAGCUCGUCAGAAGCGGAAGCAGCGGCGCGAGGCCCGGGAGGCGGCGAGGCUACAGCGUUUGGCACAGAAGGCUGCGGCUCGCCGCUCUGGACCCUCCGCAGAGGAGCUACGAGCACAGAAAAUCGCCGAGAAGGCGGCAGCUCGACGGGCCAAGGCCAGGGGUGCCUUAAAGGAACCGAGCCAGCAAGGCACCGAGGAGCCAGACACCAAGCCGAUGGAACAGGGCGAGCCCCUUCCUGAAGAAGAAGCGGCCCCUCCGACUGCCCAAAACGGGCAUUCCGUUGAAGGCAAAGAUGGCAAAGAUAAGAAUCACAGAGAGCCGGUGAACUCAGAGAGCAGGCCGAGCAAGCUGUGUGCCGAAAAUCUGGCACCCGAGAGUGAAGCAAACGAGAAAGAGGAUAAGACCGCAGAAAAGGACGCAGCAACACGGAAGCAAGAGGACACGCCGAAGGAGCAAGCCAAGGCUGAAGACAAGAAGGAGGCAAAAGAGGCAGUCCGAGAUGAACUGCCUCACCGAAAGCGAAAGAUGCGGGAGGAGGACACCAAAGAAGAAAGGAAAGAAGGCAGAAGAUCCCGAGACAGGCGGCGGCGAGCCGAGGAUCACAAGAGGAGGCGCUCCAGCGGCAGUCGAAAAGGACAUCGGCGUCAUCGUAGAAGACGAGACAGUAGGGAUGGCAGCCUGGGGAAGGGUGCCGGCACAAAGAAGAAAGAUGCCAGCAGGUCACGAUCUGCAAAGAAGCCUGCCAGACGGGCUAACGCCAUCUCACCGCCAAAGCCCGCGAAAGCUCGUCCUGCCGUUGGAGCACGAGUAAAGGUGUUGACCGAAAAUGAGGACAAAGAAGGCCUCUACUAUGACGACGAUCGGGUUGGUUCGAAGGGAAUGACCGGACGAAUUGUCGAGGAUGAUACCUCUGAGCAACCUUUUCGUGUCAAGCUCAAGAACGGCAAGCUGUCCUGGUUCAAGGAAGAGUGGCUUGAGGAGCUCGACGGUGGGUCAUCCUCGUCGAGUUCUUCAUCUUCUUCCUCAGACUCGUCCGGUGAAUCGGCCGAGGAUGCAGCUGGCAAUGCUCAAAGCCCCGGUGAUGAGGCUGUCGCCUUUGCUUGGGAGAGAACUCCCAAGAAUUUGCCUGCAGCGGGCCUGGCAGCUUAUGCCUUGAAUGGGGCCGGCGGCGUCUCCCCCCUUGCUGCCGAGGUGGAGACAUUCCUCGCAACUGCAAUGGUGGACGGACAAGCUGCUCAACGCUUGCGAUGCAUGCCUGCCCACCAGCAGCGAAUGGUCAUGGAUCGCGGACCAAUUGCUGGGAGCAGAGCACCUGAAGGGGUGCUCGUUGCUCGCAUCCGCGAUGCCGAGCUGGGACGUGCUGGACCAGGAGCCAUGGGUGCCAUUCCAAUGAACGGCGGCCCACCCUCCUCCAAUCCCGAGAUCGAGAAGUUCAUCUCCAAGUGGAGCCUGGAUGUCAAGGCCUCCUGGAUGUUGCGCAGCCUGCCACCUGACAAGCACGAGACGGUGCUGAAGAUGUCGGUAGAGAAGGCCCGCAAUCCUUCCGCCUAUAUCAUCUCCCAGAUGAAUUCGUUGUUUGGCGGAGUUCAAGGCAUUCAGGAACUUCAAAGGAUGAAUGCCCUUGCCAAUGGAAAUCGCGACGCAAUGCUAAUGGUGCCCAAGUUCAACAAAGAGCCAAACUUCAACUUAACAGCUGCGGCUUGGCUUCCUUGUUACAAUUUGAUGGCUGUUGACUGCACUAUCGCCAGACUCUGGCCGAUUCAAGCGGAGCAGGUUGCAGGCGUAGAACUAGGAAUGUGCUUGAUCCAUCAAACUGCGUUGGCCAACGCAUGUCAAAGGCCCUUCCAGCUUGCUGCAGGCCAUGAGAUGGAGCCGAGGGUCAUGCGAUGUAAACCUUUCGAUUCCGCGGCUGCAGAGUUGGUCGACAAGCCUCCACUCUUUGAAGCAGCUUCGAUCCGAGAAGGCGUGAAUCGUGCAGCUCUUGCCUGUGCUUUCCUGUGCUUGUGCCAAGCCAUUGCUUUGAGGCUUCAGGCCGACAAGUGCUCGGAGGUGCAGCUGCUAAAGCAUCGAAAAGUUCGAGAGCAGCGCAUUGCGGUGUUGAAAGGUUGGAUUCGCAAUGUUCAGUUGCGGCUUGGAUUUCCUGAUCAACUCAGAUGGCUCUCCUCUACGUCAAGCUGGGUCGACAUGGAGCUAGGACCCAUGUACCUUGUGCUGGGCGAGGAUGAGGAAGAAGAGAGCUUCCUGCUACAGGCAAUGCGAAGCGUCGUGAUCGACAGUUACGACGCCACGGUCGUACGCGAUAUUCACGCCAAGCUUAAGCGAGCUAUCCAGGAAGAGCCAGCAGGCUGGCAAACAUACCAGCGAGCGAUGCCUGAGGUGGAGCUUUGCACACUUGCGCUGUCAACAUGUCUAAACAAUGGCCCCAGUACCAUGAGGGGCCUAGGUUGGAAACUUGCCCCGUCGGAAAUAUUCAGCAGCCGAAAAACCAUCCCCCAACCGUCCAAGCAAACCUGCAAGGAGAAGCGAAAGGCUGAGAAACAUGGCCGACCUGCGCUUCUGCACCGGCGAGAUGAGAAUUGA
This is a messenger RNA of Symbiodinium necroappetens, 2685 nucleotides long. The record is from the annotation of a GenBank genome assembly. NCBI's taxonomy places the organism in Eukaryota, Dinophyceae, Suessiales, Symbiodiniaceae.